Messenger RNA from Dicrocoelium dendriticum, 1558 nucleotides. The record is from the annotation of a GenBank genome assembly. Lineage: Eukaryota; Metazoa; Platyhelminthes; Trematoda; Plagiorchiida; Dicrocoeliidae.
GGAUCCUCUGAUGGACAAUCGGCCCCUAGCUAGCGGAAAAGGAUACCAAAUCAACUGGGACGAGGUGGACAGUAUGUCGGAUCCGUUCGGGAAGCGCGACCCCGCUGCUUCGAGGGGGAAUUCAGUGAGCGUGAAUUCCAUGGGUGAUGGCCCAGAUGAAACCCCGGUAACCACUGGUAUUCGGAAGCCCAACUCACCGUCUCAUCCUGUGUCAGCUGACGAUCCGUCAUAUCCACCUAAUUCUAGUCUAGUGAAUGGCAACGAGGCCAACCAUUUAUCUGAGAGCCCUUCACACAGCUCAGUCGACUUACCGGCGACGACAUCCUCAGGACAAACGGGUCCAGCCCCAGCGGAUUUAGCAGAGGCUCUCGAACGUGUCGCUAUUACAGAUACCCCGAGGUCAGACGAAGCAGAUGUGAGCUCCUCUUCACCCUUCCCUCCUCAUGUAUCGAGCGCCAGUUCUCCUUCUCCUCAUCCCAAUCAGGUGUUGAAUCGGAUUGAUUCAUCUACUCGACCUGCCUCUCCCAACCUCUCCGGUCUGCGUGGACAUCCCUCGGUAACAGAUGAUAUUGUGGACUCAAGCAAAAUAGAGGCCCCGGUGACUGAGAAUGAAGUACUGUCCCUGAGGAAAGAGCGAGAUGAUCUGGUGCGGACCAUCGAAGAAAUGAAGCGUUGCAUCGCUGAAUACGAUCGCAGUCUUCAACAUCUAGUUGAAGAAAAAUCUCGAGGCGACGCUCAUUUGAACGUCUCCAUGGCAGAUCUAAUGGCUGAACGUGAUCAGGCCGUGGAAGAGGUUGCGACUAUCGAGAAGGCUUUCGGUGAUUUACACCGACGGUUUGAGAAAUCGAAGCAAAUCAUAGAAGGGUUUAAGCAGAAUGAAGAAUCGCUCAAACGAAGCAUUGCGGAGUACAAAAGUUUACUACAACGACAAGAGACCAAAUACAUGGCUCUAAAGCAGCAUGCUGAAGAUAAAUUGCUAAAAGUCUCGCAAGAAACGGAGGCCGCUAAGCAAGAGGCGGAAACGAAUGCGGCUCGUUUACAGGCCUCUCUGCGAAUGCUUGAACUUCAGAACAGAAGUUUAGAAGCUCAGUUAGAACAGAAGAAACGCGAAAAUGCAGAAUUAACCAAAAUUUGUGAAGAACUGCUGAGCAAAUACAGUGGAACCGGGUGACGUCCUGCUCGAGCAGUGCGACAUUUUUAGCACACACACUGGCUGUUUUCUUUCAGAUUCAUCGAAUUUGCAUCCUUUUUGCAUAUCUUCACAACCUCUUUGAUGUUCAGUCUCAUUCUCUUUGGUGAAUCGCGAACUCUUCGAAAAUGAACGCCGUUCUACCGACCCUGAGACCAACCGGAAUAUUCAGCAUGUUAAAAAACUCUCAGCAUGUUUAGUUUUCCACUUUUUUUGCUUAUGACAGAUUGUAUGUAACUGUUAUAUUUUCUUCUUUCAGUUGGUUUUCUCAUCACAUCAUUCUUCUGCUCUCCGGUUCCUAUCCCAUCCCAGCGUAUCCCUGUGCUCCCAUCCCCACUGUAAAUAUAAAGAUUUUACCGAACCAUGUGG